UCACACAUCUGAGAAAAUUUUAUUCAGAAUUUAGGUAGUAAAGUCAAAAUGUAAAGUAAAAACUGAGUAUAAUAAAGAUUAUCUUCAGAAAUCCCUUAAAUAUCAUUCAUGACAUUCAUUAAACAGAAAUAUUGCUCUCAACAUGUCAAACUGUGUCUGUUUAUCCUUUAGAGUUAUAACAAUCUUACUCUUUUAUUGACCAUCAGAUGAAAUAGUUGGCUAAUAUGUAAGGGCCACAUUAUAUGAAUUUUAAGAAUAUAUUUCUUUCUCUUGUCUAUCAGUCAUCACCCUACUGUUGCGGGUUAAAGUCCUGAUAUGCAGCAGUAGCCAUUGCUAGAAAAGGCAUAACCCCACAUGGAAAUUGUGCCAAAACUUGAAUUGCUCUAACAAGAAGGAUGGAUAUUUUAUUUCUGUGGGAAUAGAGAUUUCAUAUAUUCAUCUCUUUGUAAGUAUUACCCUACCUUUAAACACUUUAGAGUUUAGCACUAAUGCUUACCCCUUGGAUAAAGCUUAUAAUGGGGAAGACUGGAAAAAGGAUAAAAAUAAAAAGAAUGUAAAACUCUGUAUAAGUUUUAGCACGAGUGACUUAAAAUCAUAAGGGAGUAAAAAAUUAAUAGCCAGGGGAAUAGCUUAGCUUCUUAAAUUUCUCUCUACCCUUACCUUAACUUAAAUCCAAUUUUUUGAACAAAACAAAACCUAUGUACUUUGUAUUUUAAGGUAGUUUAACCAUGUUCUCAUCCCAGUCAGCUAUGUAGAGCAUAAGCAACAUUAAAAUGAAAGUCAAUGGAAAAAUAAUUUGUUGUCCAAGUUUACAUUUUUUACAGAACUAUUCUGGAAUCUAUCUAAUGCCUGGACCAGCUCAACUUAAUUUAGUGGGUUGAGAGGUGAGAGAGAAACUUACUCUCUUUUUCUUAAGGUAUUGAGUUAUUGGUAUUCUAAAAAGUACCAACUAUAGAGAGUUUCUCUCAAAAAAAGCCACUGGGCCAAGACAAUAUUUGAUUUUAAAAGCUUACUAGAUGGAAGUGAGUAGGCUAUCAAGGAAACAGAACUAAGGUAUGCCAUCCAUGGAAUUUUCAAAUCAAACAUAAAUGCUGAUUUUUAAGUUUACCUUACAGUUUUCUAGUUAGGUGAGAUAAAAAUUAAUUGAAGAUAAUUUGAAAGAAGUUUAUCUCUUUGCAUGUUCUUUAGUAUUACCAUUCUGUACUUAUUAGUAUUACCAUUAGUAUUACCAUUCUGUGCUUAUACUUCUUUGUUGCCAACUUACCAUUUUCUAAAGGGUAUGACUCAUGUUGGGGCAGUAGAAUUACUUUUACAUGAUUAUCUUAGAUAAUCCUUUAACACUAGUCCACAGUAUCUUUGUUUACUGCAAUUCUAAAAAGAAAUAGCUAUUUGUGACAAGUAUGUGCAAUGUGAUGAGAUCAAAUAUCCAAUCAAACAGAAAAACUAGCCUAGAAAAUAUUUACCCUUUCAGGCAAAUUUCUAUUCUAUUGAAGUCCAUUUUUCCUUUUUAUCUUUGUUCAUUUGCUUAAUUAAGUUAUUUUAAAAUAAGAUAACAUAGAUUUCUAGAAUUUCAAGGCUUUGCAUUACAUUGUUCUAUUCCCACAAUAGCUUUAGGAAGAAGGUAGAAAUAUGUUAUUAACCAUACUUUAGUAGUGAUGAAUGUGAGGGUCAGAGUGGUUAAGUGACUUACCCAGGGUUAUGUCUGGUAAGUAGCUAAGCUAUAGUACAACUACAGUCAGCAGACUAGUCAAAUGCAUGGUCUUCCACUACAUUGUAAUCCUUUUUAGUAAUGUUUUACUGAGGUUAUCAUUUAUGGAGAUAAAUGUGUCAUAAUUCUGUGACCAAGAGAUGCAUAAUUGUACCAGAAUUAUAAUGGUAGUGCUGCCCAUGUAAGAGAAAAAUGCAAUAAAAAAUUACCUAAUAUUUUGCCUUAUAUUGUAUCUGAACAUUUCAUUAAAUAGUUGGUGAUGGAAAUGCAAUAACACACACUGCUAUGAUAUAGAACAAUUUCUAUAUGGAAUUGCCCUAUCUAAAUAGAUGAAAUAGCAUAGCACCUGUGGACUAUCUUUUAUAAGUGUAAUGAAAGAUUUUUUUCCUGCACAAGUCAGUUCAGAGCCAUGUCCAGUACACCAUAGAGAGUACCAUUAUGACAAUUCAUGCAUUGGUGCUUUUCCUGGCUCCCCUUUCUUCCAUUAUUCCUUUUGGAAGAUAUCCUGCUCUCAGCCGCAAGAGGAAGAACUCUUCCUUAUUCUUGGGAGGUGAGGAGAAACUAUGACAAGAAAAAGGUUCUCCAGGCCCAGUAGGAAGAGGCUUUCAGAAGUGUGGAAUGGAACAGUAACUCUGUCUUACCAGUGAUUAAUGUAGAACCUUCCUUGACCAUGAAGGAAGGCUAUGAGCAUUCGCAGUGAAGUUAGUGUCUUUUGGACCUUUCUGCAUCUGGAAGGAAUGCAGGAUAUAGUAUGCCUCUCUCUGAAAUUGUUGUCAUUGCUACUUUAUUAGUCAAUCAGUUGAUGGUGCUGCAGUUUUGGUAUGUUUGAUGCAUAUCUUCUGAAUAAAAGGCAUUUAGGUUUUUAAUAUCUCUAAGUAUUUAAAAGUGAGUUUUCUUCUAUCUCAAAUUCUAGAUAGUUCCUUACAUUUCAACAAAAUAUCAUACUAACAUUUAACCUAAUAAAUUUUGAAGAUACUGCAGACACAUAUUAGCUUGCCAGAAGUAUUAUUAUUGUUUUAAAUUACCUCAAUAUGCAGUUUUUUGUUGGUGCCUACCUAGUUACUGUAGUUUGUGAUGUAUAUUCACAUAGCUCUGAUUCAGAAAUUCAGAAGAGAAACAUGAAAAGGAAUCAGUAAGACAGGAGUUUACAGCUUUAAGGCAUAAGGAGCUUACAGCUUUUUAAUAUAAAUUGUUCCCAGAAUCCAUGUCGCAGCUCCUUAUAUGGUGCUGCUUUUUUUUCCCUCUUGGUUGCUAUGACAACAGCAGCACUGCACCAUUCAUCAGCUCUGGACCUGGGCUGCACUGCUAGCCUUCCGUGUUACUCCUGAAUGUUAAGAAGAACAUCCGUGAAUCAUUCACUGUGUUAACACUGCGCCAUUAGAAACCUAAGAACCAGUUCUUCCAGCAAUUUGCUCUAACAGAAGGGUGAACUAAACUGCGCCACAGAGAAAAAUUGUAUAAAAAUAUUUCUUUUAUCCUAAUGGAAUCGUACAGUCUAUAUUUGCUGCAGUAUGCUGAAAGAAUAAGCCUAUGUAAAGCAAUCUAAUGAAAAGAAUUCAUCUGUAUAAUCUUUCUUGAAAUCAUUAGUUGUUCAAAACAAAUAGCACAUUGCUUCUCUGGAUACAAAAAGAAGCAGGUGAUGUUAGGGGUUCUAAGCCCCUUUGGGAGCAUCUCUUGUGCUUUGGGACCGUAAUCAACAUCUACUAUAAGAAGUAUCACCUGUAACUCACACCCCUCUGAGGAAGGCAAAGUUUGUUGAGAGCCCACGAAUUCCAGAAUCCGAGCUUGGCUCACCAACCCUUACUUCAGCUCAGAAGCUGGACGUGGAUGCAUACUGCCCUGGUGAUGCUGAACAGGAACUUGGCCCCCCUCCAUCUGUAGAUGAGGCAGCAAACACACUCAUGACUCGUCUGGGUUUCCUCCUUGGAGAGAAAGUCACAGAAGUUCAGCCAGGGGACCAAUACAGCAUGGAAGUACAGGAUGAAAAUCAGACCUCAGCAAUCACCCAGCGGAUAAGUCCCUGUUCCACCCUGACUAGCAGCACUGCUUCUCCACCAGCCAGUAGCCCCUGCUCUACCCUCCCACCAGUCAGUACAAAUGCAACUGCCAAGGAUUGCAGCUAUGGGCCUGUUACUAGUCCAACAUCCACACUUGAAAGCAGAGAUAGUGGCAUCAUUGCUACAUUGACAAGCUAUUCUGAAAAUGUGGAACGCACAAAAUAUGCUGGGGAAAGCAGUAAAGAAUUAGGAUCUGGAGGAAACCUAAAACCUUGGCAGUCUCAAAAAUCCAGCAUGGACUCCUGUUUGUAUCGAGUAGAUGAAAACAUGACUGCUUCUACCUAUAGUCUGAAUAAGAUCCCAGAGAGGAAUUUGGAAACUGUUCUAUCUCAAUCAGUACAGUCUAUUCCUUUGUAUCUCAUGCCACGGCCAAAUUCAGUAGCAGCUACCAGCUCUGCCCACUUGGAGGACCUUGCUUACCUUGAUGAGCAGAGACAUACACCUUUGAGAACUUCUCUUCGAAUGCCGAGACAAACUAUGGGCGGUGCUCGCACACAACAGGAUUUACGAGUUCGCUUUGCACCUUACAGACCUCCAGAUAUCUCCCUGAAGCCUCUGCUCUUUGAAGUGCCCAGCAUCACAACAGAGUCGGUGUUUGUUGGCCGGGAUUGGGUUUUCCAUGAAAUAGAUGCUCAACUUCAAAGUUCUAAUGCCAGCGUGAACCAAGGAGUAGUGAUUGUGGGAAACAUUGGGUUCGGCAAAACUGCCAUCGUCUCCAGACUGGUGGCCCUCAGCUGUCAUGGUACAAGAAUGAGACAGAUCGCAUCAGACAGCCCACAUGCUUCCCCCAAACAUGUGGAUGCCAACAGAGAGCUGCCACUCACACAGCCACCAUCAGCCCACUCAUCUAUCACCAGUGGAAGCUGCCCAGGAACACCAGAAAUGCGCAGGCGGCAGGAGGAGGCUAUGCGAAGACUAGCUUCACAGGUGGUUGCCUAUCACUAUUGCCAAGCAGAUAAUGCCUACACCUGCUUGGUACCAGAAUUUGUCCACAAUGUUGCUGCCCUGCUCUGCCGCUCACCUCAGCUGACAGCCUAUCGGGAGCAACUUCUUCGAGAGCCUCACCUGCAGAGCAUGCUGAGCCUGCGGUCCUGUGUUCAAGACCCCAUGGCCUCCUUCCGGAGAGGAGUCCUGGAGCCCCUGGAGAAUCUCCACAAAGAGAGAAAAAUUCCAGAUGAAGAUUUCAUCAUUUUAAUUGAUGGAUUAAAUGAAGCAGAAUUUCACAAACCGGAUUAUGGGGAUACAAUUGUAUCAUUUCUGAGUAAAAUGAUUGGAAAAUUUCCUUCUUGGCUCAAACUAAUUGUAACAGUUAGGACCAGUUUACAGGAAAUUACCAAGCUGCUGCCUUUCCAUAGGAUUUUUUUGGAUCGACUAGAAGAGAAUGAAGCCAUAGACCAGGACCUGCAGGCUUACAUCCUGCAUCGGAUACACAGCAGCUCAGAGAUCCAGAAUAACAUUUCACUAAAUGGCAAAAUGGACAAUACUACAUUUGGCAAACUCAGUUCUCAUCUCAAGACCCUCAGUCAAGGGUCCUAUCUAUACCUGAAACUCACAUUUGACCUCAUAGAAAAAGGCUAUCUAGUGUUAAAGAGCUCUAGCUACAAAGUAGUUCCUGUUUCGCUCUCAGAGGUUUAUUUACUCCAGUGCAAUAUGAAGUUCCCAACCCAGUCUUCCUUUGACCGGGUAAUGCCUCUCCUGAAUGUGGCAGUGGCCUCUCUCCACCCACUGACUGAUGAGCAUAUCUUCCAGGCCAUCAAUGCUGGUAGCAUUGAAGGUACACUAGAAUGGGAGGAUUUUCAGCAGAGAAUGGAAAACCUAUCCAUGUUCCUAAUCAAACGCAGAGACAUGACUCGUAUGUUUGUACAUCCUUCUUUCCGAGAAUGGCUUAUCUGGAGAGAAGAAGGAGAGAAAACCAAAUUUCUGUGUGAUCCCAGGAGUGGUCAUACAUUACUUGCCUUCUGGUUUUCCCGCCAAGAGGGAAAACUAAACCGACAGCAGACUAUUGAACUGGGACAUCACAUCCUCAAAGCACACAUUUUUAAGGGUUUGAGUAAAAAAGUUGGUGUAUCAUCUUCUAUCCUCCAAGGUCUCUGGAUUUCCUAUAGCACAGAAGGUCUUUCCAUGGCAUUGGCAUCUUUACGAAAUCUUUACACUCCAAAUAUUAAGGUCAGCCGACUGCUGAUUUUGGGAGGUGCCAAUAUUAAUUAUCGGACAGAGGUUUUAAAUAAUGCUCCAAUUCUAUGCGUCCAGUCUCAUCUUGGCUACACAGAAAUGGUGGCCCUGCUGUUGGAGUUUGGGGCCAAUGUGGAUGCCUCUUCUGAAAGUGGCCUGACUCCUCUGGGCUAUGCCGCGGCAGCAGGGUACCUGAGCAUUGUGGUGCUGCUGUGCAAGAAACGGGCCAAGGUGGAUCACUUGGAUAAGAAUGGGCAGUGUGCUUUGGUUCAUGCUGCACUCCGAGGUCAUCUGGAGGUUGUCAAGUUUUUAAUUCAGUGUGACUGGACAAUGGCCGGCCAGCAGCAAGGAGUAUUUAAGAAAAGCCACGCUAUUCAACAGGCCCUCAUUGCUGCAGCCAGCAUGGGUUACACUGAGAUUGUCUCCUACCUACUUGAUCUUCCAGAAAAAGAUGAAGAGGAAGUGGAGCGAGCACAGAUCAACAGCUUUGACAGUCUCUGGGGAGAGACAGCCCUAACAGCUGCAGCAGGAAGGGGCAAACUGGAGGUGUGUCGUCUGCUCUUGGAACAAGGGGCAGCCGUGGCCCAGCCAAACCGCCGAGGCGCAGUGCCCCUAUUCAGCACUGUUCGUCAGGGCCACUGGCAGAUUGUUGAUCUUUUACUCACCCAUGGAGCUGAUGUCAACAUGGCAGACAAGCAGGGCCGUACUCCCCUGAUGAUGGCUGCUUCUGAAGGCCACCUAGGAACUGUGGACUUUCUGCUUGCACAAGGUGCCUCCAUUGCUCUUAUGGACAAAGAAGGAUUGACAGCCCUCAGCUGGGCUUGUUUGAAGGGCCAUCUCUCAGUAGUACGUUCUCUGGUGGAUAAUGGAGCUGCCACAGACCAUGCUGACAAGAAUGGCCGCACCCCACUGGACCUGGCAGCUUUCUACGGUGAUGCCGAGGUGGUCCAGUUCCUGGUAGAUCAUGGGGCCAUGAUCGAGCAUGUUGACUACAGCGGAAUGCGCCCUUUGGAUAGGGCAGUGGGGUGCCGGAACACUUCUGUUGUUGUCACUCUUCUGAAGAAAGGAGCCAAGAUAGGUUGUCAGACGUUACCGAGUCGCCCACGAGGUCCAGCCACAUGGGCGAUGGCCACCUCCAAACCAGACAUCAUGAUCAUCCUGUUGAGCAAGCUGAUGGAAGAGGGGGACAUGUUUUAUAAGAAAGGUAAAGUAAAGGAAGCUGCCCAGCGCUACCAGUACGCUCUGAAGAAGUUCCCUAGAGAAGGGUUUGGUGAGGACUUGAAAACCUUCCGGGAACUAAAAGUGUCUCUCCUCCUCAACCUCUCUCGAUGUCGCAGGAAAAUGAACGAUUUUGGAAUGGCGGAGGAAUUUGCUACUAAGGCCCUGGAGCUGAAACCGAAAUCUUAUGAAGCUUACUAUGCAAGAGCAAGGGCAAAACGCAGCAGCAGCAGACAGUUUGCAGCAGCCUUAGAGGACCUGAACGAGGCCAUCAAGCUAUGUCCAAACAACCGUGAGAUCCAGAGACUUCUGAUGAGAGUGGAAGAAGAGUGUAGACAGAUGCAGCAGCAGCAGCAGCAGCAGCAGCAGCAGCCACCGCAGCUGCCGCAACAGCCACAGCAGCAGCCUCAGCAGGAGCUCCCAGAAGAAACGGAGCCUGAACCACAGCAUGAAGAUAUAUACUCUGUACAGGAUAUAUUUGAGGAGGAGUACCUGGAACAGGAUGUUGAAAAUGUUUCCAUUGGCCUCCAGACAGAGGCUCGUCCCAGUCAGGGGCUCCCAAUAAUCCAGAGCCCACCCUCCUCUCCAGCCCAUCGGGACUCGGCCUACAUCUCUAGCUCACCUCUUGGCUCGCAUCAGGUUUUUGACUUCCGCUCCAGUAGUUCUGUAGGUUCUCCCACCAGGCAGGGCUACCAGUCCACCUCGCCUGCUCUUUCUCCAACUCAUCAGAACUCUCAUUACAGGCCUAGUCCACCACAUACUUCCCCAGCUCAUCAGAGUGGAUCUUACCGGUUUAGCCCCCCUCCCGUGGGAGGGCAGGGCAAAGAAUACCCAAGCCCUCCCCCUUCCCCUCUCCGUAGAGGUCCUCAAUAUCGGGCCAGCCCUCCAGCUGAAAGCAUGAGUGUCUAUAGAUCCCAGUCUGGUUCACCUGUACGCUAUCAGCAAGAAGCAAGUGUCAGUCAGCUUCCUGGCAGACCCAAAUCUCCUUUAUCCAAAAUGGCCCAGCGGCCCUACCAGAUGCCUCAGCUCCCUGUGGCAGUUCCCCAGCAGGGGCUCAGGCUACAGCCUGCCAAGGCCCAGAUCGUGAGAAGUAACCAGCCCAGCUCAGCAGUUCAUUCAAGCACGGUAAUCCCCACGGGAGCCUAUGGCCAGGUAGCCCAUUCAAUGGCUGGAAAAUACCAGUCUUCACAAGGAGACAUAGGAGUAAGUCAGAGCCGUUUGGUUUAUCAAGGGUCAAUUGGGGGAAUUGUAGGGGAUGGGAGACCAGUGCAGCAUGUCCAAGCCAGCCUGAGUGCAGGGGCCAUCUGUCAGCAUGGAGGAUUGACCAAAGAAGAUCUUCCACAGCGACCUUCCUCAGCAUAUCGAGGUGGAAUGAGAUACAGCCAGACGCCACAGAUUGGGCGUAGCCAGUCAGCAUCCUAUUACCCAGUCUGCCAUUCAAAACUAGAUCUGGAGCGGUCCUCCAGCCAACUAGGUUCCCCUGAUGUCUCACAUUUAAUCAGGAGACCUAUCAGUGUCAACCCUAGUGAAGUCAAACCCCACCCACCAACUCCCAGGCCACUGCUGCACUCCCAAAGCGUAGGCCUUCGCUUCUCUCCAUCUAGCAAUAGUAUCUCAUCCACUUCCAACCUUGCUCCUUCCUUCCGGCCAUCUUCCUCGAUUCAACAAAUGGAGAUCCCACUGAAACCGGCAUAUGAUAGGGCAUGUGACGAGCUGUCACCAGUAUCUCCCACUCAAGGAGGUUACCCCAGUGAGCCCACCCGAUCCAGGACCACACCAUUCAUGGGGAUCAUAGAUAAAACAGCCCGGACUCAGCAGUACCCCCACCUUCACCAGCAGAAUCGGACCUGGGCAGUGUCAUCAGUGGAUACCGUUCUCAGCCCCACGUCUCCAGGCAACCUGCCUCAGCCCGAGUCCUUCAGUCCACCAUCAUCCAUCAGCAACAUUGCCUUUUAUAACAAAACCAACAAUGCACAGAAUGGCCAUUUGCUGGAGGACGAUUACUACAGCCCCCAUGGGAUGCUGGCUAACGGGUCUCGUGGAGACCUCUUGGAGAGAGUCAGCCAGGCCUCCUCCUAUCCCGAUGUAAAGGUGGCUCGGACCCUACCUGUGGCUCAGGCGUACCAGGACAACCUGUACAGGCAGUUGUCCCGAGACUCUCGACAAGGGCAGACAUCCCCUAUCAAACCAAAGAGACCAUUUGUGGAGUCUAAUGUUUAAAAGACGUUUGUUGGAGUGAGACCCAUAUGUUUUCACUGCACAUUUUCAGGCUUGGUUUCCACUGGAGGUAGUUCUCUGGCUUAAUUUCUCAUGUAGUUUCUGUGUGGUGUUCAGAGGUGGCAGCCCACAUGCUGAAAUUCUUUGCAUGCAGCCGACUGGGAAGCUGGCCUCCGGGGAGCCAGGACUUCAGUUUCUCUGUCUGUGCCCCAGCCACAUGCUCUCUCCCUCUCUUCAGAUGCCAACGAGGAGAUUUUUUGCCGUGUGCUUUAACCCAGGGAGAUCAGACACACUGGUCAGCUUUUUCCAGGAGACAAUCGCUUUCACUGAUGUUCUUGUUGUGUAAAUGUCUUUUUCCUUUUUUUAAAAAAAAAAAAAAAGGAUAUUCUUGUUCGUUUUCUUCUAGGAACUUUAGAAAGAGUGUGAUGCCCCUUUGCCUUCUUAGCCAGUGUCAUCCAUAUAGGCAGCCCUGGUGCAUUCUUGUACCAUUCUUGUACCCCAACCCCAUACUGCCAGCUCCCUGCAGUCAGGUCCAGAAUGUUCAUUAGGAUUCCUGCCAGUCUUCCUAUGGGGUAAAAGGAUCAAGGAGGGAGAGAGAAGAAAUAAGUCUGCUAAAUUGGAAAAAAGAAAAAAAAACAAUAUAAUUAAAAUCACUACAUUGAUUUUCCAAGAGACAUUUUAGGAACAUUUUGAAAACAACUAGCCCUUUAAAUAUUUCAGCCAAGGAAAUUAGAUGAGAAUUAUGGACAUUUUAAAAGAAUUCACCGAGUUAUUCUCUAGGUUUUUAGCUAACAACCACUAAAAGCUACUGAUUUUCUACAAGUGGGGGAGGGAAUAAAUAUAUAGAAAGAGGGAGAGAAAGAGAAAAAGAAAGAUUGUUUUGGAUUCUCAAUGAAAGGUUGUAGAAAAUCUGUCUUGGAGAAGUAUACUGUUUAGAUCCUGAUACAUCACUGAGCAUCAUAUUCCAUAAAAAGCACUCUUCCUGAAGGGUUGAUCUGUACAAUAAUCCUGUUAGUUGGAUCUUCCCCUAGAGCCAGAUUUUGUUCUACUGGCCUUUCUUUUUUUAAACCCAGAUGACAUAGUGAAGAAAUUGGUUCUUUCAGAGCAAAUUGGAUUCUCUUGGGACUGUAAGACUGAUCCCCAGAGUUUGCACCCAGGGCCAUUGCAUUCCAUGCCACUUGUCUAAUUCCAUUUCAAGAUCUAUAAUUUCAUUAUCUAUCAUUGCAGGAAUUGUUCUUUUCUUUUUCUAGGAGUAGUUGGGGCAUGAGAUAUUUUAAAAUUAGACACAACAAAAAGUGUUCCAGGGUGAAGAAGGACCCCUUUCCAUCUUGUUUUCUAGCCAUGGGUGGGGCACAAGAUAGACAGCAGGCCUCUGAUCUGGGCACCCUCUACACAUCUUCUAGGUCAUGUGCUAACCCGACUUUUGAGGGACUGGAUUCACUAUUAAAUGGACAACAAGAACAUUGAAACCACAGUUUAGCACGGGCCUGAUACUGGCUGUUCAUCAGCUGUUAAAAUUAAACAACCCGACCAACUAAACAAAAGAGCAUUAGUUCUCUGUUACUAGGAAUCAUUCCCCUGUUGUUAGUAAAGAGCUACAGGAAAGGCAAUUUCCUGAAUAAAAUCUAGUUGUGACCAGACCCAUUUGUAAUAGUAAAUGUCCUCUGAAGGGAACAUGAAGCUGAGAUCAGAAACAUUUCUUUACUAAUUUAGAAUCUGCCAAACAGAUGGACCUCCCCCAGCCCCACCCUCAAGCCUAAAACAGGCCAGGACUUGUCUAUGCUGGAAGCAAACAGCUGGGCUAACUCAAGACCCAAACUCUUUCCACUCUCUGAUGCUUAAGGACUGCCUCCUCCUCAUCUUGAUCAGGGCAGGCCCGCACGCAUGCACCCAAGAAGGUGAAAUCUAUAACUCUAGCAUUAGCCCACAGCUAGGAGCCCAGCAGCUUCUCAGCUCCCUUUUUGGCAGGUCUCAGCCCUGUUGGUCUCUUUGUAUCUUAUUCCUUUUUAACCACCUGUCACUGAGGAGCUGCCACAUUUCAAAGAAUUCCUCAGUGUCUAUUAGAAAAGUGCCCCUGCUUAUUUGGAAUGCCACACAUGCCACCUGCAUUCAACAUGACUGGGUAGGUGAGCAGGUCCUGCAGCUGUAUAAAUCUGCCACUGAUGCCACUUCUCCCCAGGGUCUCUGGGUUCUCCAGGACAAACCAGAGAUCUAGGGUCUAUAACAUACUGGGCAAACACCUAAAAUGUCAAUAGUCAAAAUGGAAUUAGUAUUACUUUUUUGCCAUUGUAAAAGAGAGUGAAUAUCUGGGUGCCAGUUGUUUUUGACCAGAAGAUGCCAACUGAAGCUUAUUGGGGCAGGAGAUAAAAUUUUUCCUUAGAAGCAGACUGCCUAUGCCCUGUUUGCUACUUCACUGCCAGGGGAUGAUCCUAGUACUGUAUUUUAGAGAUGCCCCUUCCCCAGCAGCAGACACUUGCUGAAUCAAUGUCUGGCUUCAGGUGAGGGGAAGUUUUUCAUAUGAAACUGGUAAGUUCCACUCACCCAAUUCAUAUCACCCUGAAAUGGAGGACAGAGGUGACAAACUUCCGCUUAUAUAGGUUUCUCACCGAAUUGUAUGUUCCGUUUGCCCAAAAUUCUUGCACUAAUGAGUUUCUAUCACAUCAUGUCUAUAAAUGGGUGCACUUUACUGUUUGAAUUUGUAACUCUGAUAAAUACUGGAUAUUUAAGUGUGAGUAAUGUCUUCAUUAGAAAAUAGCAGAACCGCUCUUGUCUUUUAGUGUAUUUUUCAAGAAAAAAACAAGGAAAAGAAAGACAUCAAGCAGUGGAUCACAACAUUUAUAGCACAAGAAGUAACUGUUGUAUAUAAGCAUCAAAAAGAUUAAGAAUUUUUUAAUGCAAAAAAAAUAUUUGCAGUGAUUUUAAAGUGCUUUUCCAGCAAUUUUCUUAGGGACUCCUGAGACAUGGUUACUUUAUUUACUGGAUCAGUAAGGCACACAAUUAACAAUUAAAAAUUAAUAUUUAUUUACAAAGUAAAGGGAAAACCUGUGUAACAUGAGAAUUUGGCAUGGACAAAAUGGAGACCAUUUUGUAUCUGCUGUUGUAUCUUGUCCCAGUUGCAGAUGUGCACUAUUAAAGUCCCGAGUUAAUAGAGCACAAACCAUUCUUGUUCCUCUCCCAUGUGCCCCUCUUUUUAGAUGUGUUUAACUUAAACUUGAUGGCUCAGGAAAAUUCCAUUAAUUAGAAUCAUGUACAGUACCCCAGGUCGUUGUCCAGAUAAACAAUUUUGCUAAUUUAGUUAAGCCUGGAUUAUUAAACACUUUUCCUAAAUUAUUGUAAACAGAACAGCUUAGAGAAAGGUAUUCUCAGUCCUUAUAUUGUAUAGCAGUUUAUGAUCCCCUCUCUAAAUAUUGGUAUUUUUGUAUUCCAGAGAUGUACCCAAUAGAAAAAUUUAAAAUCAGUAUCUAAUAUCCGUAAGUAUUUUUCCUUAGAUUUUAGUCAUACACGGUGGGAUAUGUGGAUGUCACCUGUGCUUCACCAUACUUGACCACUAGGUGUCACUGUGGCUCUGCACCACGCUUGUCUUGUAGCAAAGAAUGGCAGCCGCUCCUAGGGCAGCACGCAGGCUCAGAGGUUCAGGAAGAAGGGAACAAAGGCCUGGAAGGGGUCUUCAUGCAUCUGUGCCACAUGGCAAGACAAACUCUUUGAACACUACAUUCCUUGGACCUGAGGCCAGGCAGAGGCUGGGAGAAGGUUAACUAGAACUCCCUUGCUCUGGUGGAUGGAUGGGUAUGUUGAGAGCCCCUUCCUCCCACAAGCCUUUUUCCUCACAGUUCCUCUCAGCCUCCAACUUCUAUUACUCUAAAGGUGUCACAGUUGGGUGGUUCGAUUCAAAGAUAGUUAUUUUUCUACUGCAGAAAUGCCUUGGACAAAACCAGUUGCUUACUGAAUCUUUGCCACAAAAUGGAACAGGCUCCCCAGGGGGCAGAAUGUGCCCAUCCCUGUGCCCAGUCUCCUAUUGAUGCUCCCAGUGCCCAGCAGCCUCGCCCACCCUGCCUGUCUGUCCCUGGGCUGCCCACUUCUCAAGAAGCCAACCUGCAAAGGCAGCCUGCUGAUGCCUCACGCCGAGGGCUGAGCUGUCCUGUUGCGUGCUCAUUGCGAGGUGUGGCUUUUUCUCCUUUUCCUCUAGGAAUUCCAGACCAACCAUCUGCCAUGACUAACAAUGAACAAAGGGCUUAGGGGUAAGAGCUACCUACAAAGACGUGUCAUGGAAACCUUCACCAUGCAAUGCCUUGAACUCAGCUCUGGCUGCUCCCAAGAAAAGGUGGCUGGCUGGGGGCCUGGACACAAGCACAAUGGGGCUGGUGGAGCCACUGUGCAGAGCUACUUGAAUAAUCACUGGGUCUUCAUCAACUCCUUUUAUAAUACAGACCACUCAAGGGCUGAAGUGUUGGUAACCUUCAUUUCGGUGUCCAAUGCCUCACAGCAGCUGAGCCACCCUGAGAUGCUAGUGGCCGAAUGAUGGCCAGUCAGAGCUUUGAAAGUCAGUACCAAAUGAACGCGUAAUUGGACACCAAAAAUCAAGUGUUACUUUCAUGUUUCCUCACCCACAUCACCUCAUUUCUUCCUGCUGACUCUGUGAUACCUACACUAAGCUGACCUGCCAGGCCGUAGCUGGAUGCAUAGAGAUGCAGGCCAGCGUCGCUCUCGUUUUUUCAGAUAGACCUACUCUGUGGAAAGGAAGUGCCCUAGCUGCUUUGUUUUUGUAGCACUUGCUGGCUGAUUUUUUUUUUCAAAUCACUAGCCAGAAAAUCUGGUGAGGGGGGCCUCAGCUUACUCCCUUUGGUUCCCAGGACCAGACAAGAGUUAAUUUGGGAAAAUUUAGUACUUGAAUGUACCUGCCUUAUUGUGUACCAAUUUACUGGAAAAAAAAAAAAAAAGAAGAAGAAGAAGAGUUAGAGAUGCCGGCUGUAGAUCUCCACUUCACUCACAGUUUAUUUUGGAAAUCCUGUAAGUUACACUUCCUAUCCUACUUUGUUUUGUUGUUCCCUUUGGCUGAUUCCUGCCGAGUGGGGCCAGUUCCUUGUCAGGCUCAGGGCAGGUGCCAUUCACAGCGCAGCCUCCUUUCCAUCUAGCACAGCGUCUCUGUCUCUGUUCUGUCUCCUCCAAAUCCAAGAUGAUUUUAAUUAGUACAGAUAUGUACAGUCUACAAUUAAAGAGUGAUUUGUACUAAUAUGAUUUUGAUUCUUCCUCCUCUUUGCUGUCCUUUCAAGACACUUGCUGGAAAAAGCUUUAAUGCACUUAGUUUUCCUUUAGGUUUUCUAUAAUUCAGAUGUAAAGGACUUUCUCUGUACAGUAUAUUAUCCAAUGCAUGUUUGUUCUCUAUCCUGAUAUAUUGAACACCACACAGUUGUGAACUCUUGCAGUGGGCAUGUCCCACACCCAACAGAGGCAUCCAGCCCCCUGUGUAUAAGGAAAGACAUUUUCCUUUGCUGUACUUGCUUGAGCAGUUUUAUUGUCUGUACAUGUGAGCUGUGUGAGAUAGAUGUGAAAAGUUCAAACGAAUGCAUUUUCCUGCCCCAUGUAUACAGAUCGUCAUCUGUACAAUGAACUGUAUGUAUGAAAGCAAAUGUACUUAUUUAUAAAUGGCUAACACUUGGAAAAA
Microcebus murinus (gray mouse lemur) is the source of this 15034-nucleotide messenger RNA. It is a transcript of the gene TANC2, whose product is annotated as tetratricopeptide repeat, ankyrin repeat and coiled-coil containing 2. Gene Ontology annotation, biological process: regulation of dendritic spine morphogenesis. The record is from RefSeq and is a predicted model, not a curated record. Gene Ontology annotation, molecular function: protein binding. Gene Ontology annotation, cellular component: dendritic spine. NCBI's taxonomy places the organism in Eukaryota, Metazoa, Chordata, Mammalia, Primates, Cheirogaleidae.